Molecule: messenger RNA, 195 nt
Organism: Gregarina niphandrodes
Lineage: Eukaryota; Apicomplexa; Conoidasida; Eugregarinorida; Gregarinidae
Exons: 1
Coding region: 1-195 (64 amino acids)
Molecular function (GO): nucleic acid binding
Source: RefSeq, a predicted model, not a curated record
AUGCGUACUAUGAACUAUUUGUUGGUGGCCCUCAGCCGAGAAGACCCAAGCAGCUGGGCGAAAUACGUUUCGGGACUGAUGCUCGCAUAUAAUGCUAGCGCGAACGAGGCCACAGGCAGUAGCCCGUUCGAGAUGAACACCGAGGCUGCCGCAGGAGUUGACAACAAUGACCAAGGCUGUGGGACCGGAUGUUAA